Lymnaea stagnalis (great pond snail) is the source of this 22112-nucleotide messenger RNA. Lineage: Eukaryota; Metazoa; Mollusca; Gastropoda; Lymnaeidae. The record is from the annotation of a GenBank genome assembly.
UGUAAAGAUUCAUUGUGUGAUGCUGUUAGUGGCACCUGUGAAUUUUGUACAUCUGGAUACUUUGGAAGUAUCUGUACCAACGUGUGUUCCAAAAAUUGUAAAGAUUACAUUUGCGAAAUCAACUCUGGGAACUGUUCUAACUGCAAAUCUGGUUUCUAUGGCGCUAAUUGUACGUCAUCUUGUCCUACCAACUGUAAAAAUUCAAUCUGUGAGAUCAACUAUGGUAUAUGUAUAGGAUGUAAUGUUGGCUACCGAGGUGAUAAGUGUGAUGAAGGUUAGUAAAUUUAUGUUAAUUGAUAAAUAAUAUAUUUUACAUCAAGCAAUGUGAAUUAACAUAUUAAAGUCCAAGGUUCAAUGGAUCACAUUGUAUAAAAAUUAAAUUAAAUAAUUCGUGCUAAUAUUCAGUAACGAUUGGAAAAACGAAACAAAACAUUUGAAGACAAAAUAAUAUGAAAUGUAACUAUUGAGAAUGAAAUUAAUUGGUUAGAUUACAACAUGUGUAAUUACAAUUUGGAGUUAAGAGAAGAAUUAAUCGAUUCUUUUAAAACAUUUCUCAAGGUGUUUUUAUAACGCAUGUCUGUAAAUCAAAUCAUUACCUAUAUCUACACAUCAUUAGAUUUAGUCAAAGUAGCACAACUAAUAUGCUUAAGCAUUUUACAUGUAAGGCUUUUACAUCUAUGACUUCGAAAAUUUGCUGACGAUGCAGACAAUGUAAAAGAAUAAAAAUCCCCUGGCAGACAAUGUCGGUUUCAGGGUGAGGACGAUUCAUAUUAAAUUGUUUGUAUAUACAUAUCUCAACAAAAAUUUGGCAACUGCAAAGUCAUCGACAAAACGAUUUACAAUGCUAUAGAAUGAAUGGCUAAUGUAAAAGUAUUUCAAGUUAUACUAACAUGUCUCGAUUGUAAUGUAUUUAUCUUGACCUUGCCAAUUGACUUGCAAUGAUGUUGUGCAAGGAUUUUACAGCUGAAUAAAACAUUUUAAAAAAUCACCAGCUGCAAUACCCUCCCUGUUCCCGUUCUUCUUUGGCUCCUAAGAUGUUAAAUGAAAUUUAAAAAAAAAAAAAAUUCUGAAAAGACUGAAAGAAAAAUACAAUUCUCCAUUAACAUCAUCAAUAUUUGUUUUCCCACGAAUGAAAAUAAAUAGAAAAGUUCACAAUAAGUGUUAAGUUCUGACACAGUUACGGGGUGCAAGGAUGACACAACUCUGAAAAAAAUCAGGAUUUGAAAAGUUUGUAUGGAUACUGGGAUACAAUUUUACAGUAAAAGCCUUUUGUUUUUAACAAUUGCUCAAUUUUUAAACUGUUGAGACGUGUAAUUACCUCUCUGUGAAUAUUUUCUGCACGGAAGUGAAGAAGUUUUUUUUUUUUUAAGCAAAUAAAUUUUGCCAACUGAUCCAUUAGAUAAAGAUUUGCAAUUUCUACUGUUUAGUUGAGUUUGAGUUAUUUUAUUGAAAUAUUAUAUUCUAAUGAAACCUGUUUAGCUCAUCAUCAGGAGCACCUUGAAAAAUAAUUUUGCAAUGCCUAACGAAAUUUGCCAGAGACAACCACUGUAACAUGUUUUACCAGUCGUUGAUUUUCCUUGAAGUCUUGUAGAAUUUUGUCAUUUGCAUUAUAGACAGUCUAAUGACUUGUGGAUAAUCAUAUAUUACAUUAACAGCGUGCUCAUUAUUUAAUCUUCCACCCAACUGAGCACAGCAUGAUUCCAAAAUCUGCAAUAUUCUAAAACGGAACUGGUCAGGGCAUUGUGGUGAAACCAUCAAUAUAAAACUGGUAUAGCCCUUUUAAAACAAGACCCUUGUCAUAUAGAAGAAAAAGUCUUAGUCAUUAUUGAUUCCAAUACAAAACAAAGAUGAAGCUUUGGCUAGUUUUUUAAUUAAAUUUUCCAAAAAGGAAUUAUUACCAAGUGCGAGGUUUUAAAGUAGAAGCCGCAAGUUUAACCUGCUUCCAGUUGUGAUGAAAUUUUAUUCAGGUUGCUGUCAAAGUGCAAGCUCAAGGUUUAAAACACUUUCAUGAAAAUUUAUGGAGAAAAUGGUCUAGGCUAACUUUUUUGAGAAUUGCAACACAAUUUCAAGAAUCUAAUUUGUUUGCAAAUAAGUAUAAAAUGUAGUGAUUCGGUAACGCUUCCCCUUGAGAUCAGGCUUGAUGAAGUAACUUUGUAGUGUCAUUAGAUAAAUAACGUAACAGAAUAUUUUUUAUCUUACACAAAUUAAAACAUACGAAGCAUUGCAUGUCUUGAAAUGUCUUUAACAGGGUAUUUCAAUUACCAUAUUUUGCAAUGCUGAAAUUUAGACAAGUCUUUUAGAGCAAUCUUAAUGUUUUUUGUUUAAUAAAAACUGUUCUUUUAUUUUUUGAACGUUUUUAUUCUGAUAAAGAUUUCACAUAUUUAGUAACCAUUUUGAUUUUUGGUUUCCUCAGUAGUAACAUCAAAUACCGGUACAUUAAGUAAUGGUGACGAUAACCAGACGACAGUUAUAGGAGCAGUGGUCGGUUCUAUCUGUGGACUUGUUGCUUUGCUAGUUCUUGGCACAGUUUUCUUCUUUUGGAGGUAAGACAAUAUAGUAGAUUUCACGAUAUAAUGAAAUCAGACUUAAGACAUUCUCAAAUGUUAACGAAUUUAAUUAUAUUGAUGUACAGUAUGUGACAAAGUUGUACCAUUUAAACUCCCGCAUCUCUAUCACGUGUAUGUGUAUCUCAAUUGCUCAUCUAGCUGCCACGUAUUCCUAAAAUUGAAAAUGGUGAUUUGUUCGGCAGUUGUUAUUGGCUAUGUGUCUCUUAAAUGUGUUAACUAAAAAUAUUCAUCGCUGGCAUUUAUUUUCGCUCUUUUGUAAGUAGUUGUGAAAGGAAAAAUAUUUGAAAAGGAAGCCAGGACAAUUUCGACUUAGAUUUACGAAGACAGCAUCAAGUAGUACGUGUUUCAAGUGCAAUCUUUUCAGUGCUGUUACUUUUGGGGUAUACUGUACUAGGUGAUACUAACCAACCGUUAGAUAUUUUCCGAACUUACCAAGGUAUUAAUAGAUUAAUAAAAGGAAAAGGAUUUAUUAAGCCUGAAAUAUAAAACACAACAAUUUCAAAGACAUUAAGCUGAAAACUUUUCUUCAAAUAAAAGAUAUUUCCAUUUGGUAUUGACCAAUUAAAUUAUUUUCAGUGAUUUUCAAUUUCAUUCCAUUGUUAUGAUUACAUUUUGAAAGUUGGGACUUCCAAUAAACCAUACAACCUGUAACCAUUUUUGAUACAAAUGCAAUAACCUCAGCUGCUUUAUCUUAGUUGAUAUCGAGUGACGUUAACUAAUAAUUUUGCACAUGCUCCAUUCUCAUGAAAUAAUAAAUUCGUAUUUUCUUUCAUCAAUUAUUUAUUUUCUAAAACACAUAAUAAUGAAAUAAUAUAAAAUUUUGAUGCACUUGUGAUUCUGAUUAGAAUAUUAAUGAAAUAUAUUUUGGAAUAAAUCAAUUUCCCUUUAGAAAUAGCAUGUCAAGUCACUAAUACAUUAGAUUUGUUCUCUUAUACUCUACAACAUGUGAUCACUCGUGAGAAAAAGUCUUCUUAAAUGCUUUUCCAUGCUAUCAAUUAUGGCCAUUAAUAAAGUUCCUUACUACCUAUGAUUCUUUACGCGCAUUUCUAAUGCUCUACAUGCACACGGAGUCGCAUUCAUGACGAUACUGAUGACACAAGAAGCAUCGAUGUAAUGGGAUGCCCAUGGUCUAAGCAUUAAUACAGCAACUUUCCGACCAAGAAUAAGUAAAUACAUACAAAAGUAAUAUUAAUAAAGGAAAUUUACAAUUUAAGCCUUCUAACAUGCCACUGGAGAAAGUCAAAGUAUAGAUCUAAAUAUCAUGAUGGGAGAUUAAAAGAUUUGACAAUAAAACAGUUCUUCAAUCAACAAAUUCCUGAUACCCUGGCUGAGUAGCCAUUGCAACCAAUUGAAAUAUUCUUUUUUUAUCUCGCGAAUCCUUUAUAUGCAUGUCGAAUCACGGAUGCCUUUAAAGGGGAAUCAGUCAAGGAUAUCUUUAUCCCCCUCCCCCUUUCUAUUCAUGGGGCCCAUUGACUCAUUCUCCCGUUUUGUUUCACAAAUUCAGCAUGCACCCCAGGGGGUGGAGGGGAGCAUUUUGAAGAUUAUAGGAGACAAUUGAUUUCCGGAGAAAUGAAUUAAAAUUGUUAAAUGGAUAGUUUCAAACUUUCAUGGGGUUAUUAAAACUUUCUUGUGCACAGGUAAAGAAUGGGCCAAAAAUGUUCAGUAUCAAUUUAUUAAAAGAGCACUGUUUUACAAUGAACUACCUGGUUUUUUUAAGUCUUUUAUGUGCCUGAUAUAAUUGUUCAUUAGUUCUAAUCCUCAGAUCACUAUUUACUUUCUGACAGCUACAGCUAUUUACUAUCAUCUUCCUCGUACAAUGAAUCUUGCAAGGAGUACUAUUCCUUUUCUUAACCACUUCUUCUAAGUCGAUUUUGUCAAUUUGAUUAUAGAGGUUGGGACAAUGAACUCGAGUUAAUUGAUCGGAAACAGGCUUUUAAUCAGCCCUUCGUUUGGUUAAAAAUAUAAUGUCUUGUCGGCAGUGACAGAGAAGAAAGGACUAUAUUUUUACCUAUCGUCCACAUAAUCUUUCAGUCAAAUGUGUGUGUUUUCUUGAAAGGGCAUGCAUUCCCUCAGAAGUCCCUGACAUCUACAGCAUUUUCUCAAAUCUCAUCCCUCUCCUUGUGUUCAAAAUUGGAAAGAAUUUUCGCGAACUCCAUUUUCGUUGUCAAAAUUGCAUAACCCAUAUCUCGUUUGGAAUAAGCCAUAUGGAAGCAGCCGUUGCUAAAGUCAGAACGUGACCAUUCUAAAGGGCAGUUUUAAGAUAUUGAACUGUAUCUUUUGCACAUCCUGUAAUUUUUUCUACAUCUUUAUUUGUACCAGCUGCAAUUUGGCGUGCAUUUUAAAGAUUUGUCUGCGACUUUUAUUCAGAUGCACUAAACAUUUUCGCAAAAUAGCGCAAGUAAUUAUUAAUAAUUUCCUGUCUUUCUUUAAUAGUAACGAGCACAAAGCUUUCUCAUACUAUCGUUUUCUCUACAACAUGCCCGCCAGAGUGAAUAUGGAAAACAUUUUUUUUUCUUCGCACUCAACAUUUUGCAACUAAAUGGCAUGGACCACCUUUUUUAGUCUCUCCCCCUUUCCUUUUAUUAAUUUCCUUAACUCAUACUAGUUAUUUACCCAUGUCUUGCUGGGAUACCACAUGUAAACUAAGUUAAUGUUUAAUUUUUUUUUCUUUUUCUGUGCAUUUUACUGACGAAGGCUUCAUAUUGACACAUUCGUUGUUUUUAUGUGUGCCUUUAUUAAGGGUUCCGUUACUUUGUUGUAAAUAUCACUACAGACCAUCUCUAAUUUACCACAAAUUAGAUACGUGUAAUAUUAAUUAAUCAAAUACGUAUGCAACAGCAAAUAACUUUAAAGUAAAUAACGGCUUAAAACCAUUAGUUAAAUAUCAUUAAACAUUGAGUCAUCUUGCAUGUACGUGUUAAUUACUUCUAAUCUUUUACGCAUUAUAAAUUUCAACGCACAGUGUGCCCCAUUUAAUUUUCUCUAUGAUCCAUCUUCUUAACCGACUAUACUACUUUUCCUUCACCAUAUUCUUGCGCUUAUUUACAGACGGCAUAAAAGAUCCGAUCAAAGACCAGGGCGACAAAGCACAAAUGUAGACAAUCAAGUUAUUGAAGCUGAUUCCUCAGAUCACGUGACUUCUUUGCCAACACUAGAAAAUGAAGAAAUUAAAGUAUCUGGUAGGUAUAAUCUAGUUAUCACUCAAAAAAAAAAAAAAAACUUGGAUCAAGUUCAACAAUUAGGUUACAAUAUUGAUUUGUUGUUCUUUUUUGAAUUACGCAAGUUUCUACUAUCCUGGUUUGAAACCCAUGGGUCGUCACCCAUAUAGAGUUUCGGAGGAUUCUCUAAGGGGUCACCGAAUGAUACAGUUUUAAUGAUUUCUUAACGCUUUUUAAAAAUAUGUUGUUGUCUCGGAUUCCUCUGCGUCUAUGCUUAUGAUGUCAAAUCAUAAUGUUUUAGUCGCAUGCUUUCUGGAGAUAUUUAAUUCUAUAGUGACAGCUGCCUACUUGAAACAAAUUGAAUAAAGCAAGGAUUGCAAUAUCUUAUGAAAGCCGAAAGGCAGUUAUAGAUAUGUUAAAAACUACUUAAAACGAACCGCUUAGAAAACAUUGUUUAAAUAAUGAUUUCAUUUAUUCUUAUAACACAACGUGUAUAUUUUGUGGCUUCUUUCUUUUUUUUAUCUUUAAACCUGUACUUAACAAGGCGGCUCGAGAUAAAGCUUUUUGUCAAUUAAAAGAACGUCACCUUAACGUUAAAUACACUUAAAAACUUUGCCACGUUCUACUAGAUUUUAUAUCAAAUCUUUAAAAAAAAGUAUGUCCAGUCCAAACUUCUUGCUUUUAGAUAAUUAAUGUUUGUCAAAUUAUUUAUGUACCGGAAAUUUCGAAAAUUAUAAAUCCACUUUUAAAAAAUCACAUUAUCGUUGAAGGUCUUAACUAGAACUUUUUUUUCUUUAAAUUUAAAUUACUGAUCUUUGGAACAAGUUGUCAUAGUCUGAUGAAUUUAAAUAAUACAGUGAAACCUACAGUUCCUCAAAAGCCUAAAGCCUUGACAGUUGUACAUAAGAAAACCCCAGAAGAAAAGGGAACUGGAUAUUAUAACACAGUGACUCUACAGCCUGUAACGUCAUCAACAGUUAUCACGUUGUCUAAUCUACAAAGUUACCUUCUCACUCAUAGUAAAGAGUAUCUUCAUGAACAGUUUAAAGUAAGUCAAUAUCGACAUGUUGGGAAUUUGAUAAUUUUUUAUUUUUUAUAAAAAGACACCAUCAUUGCUUCAUUACAGACGCCUUUCAUUAGCAUUUUAUUGUUAACAAGUAAAAAACAAAAAGUAAGUCUGUAAAUUAAUUUUCUUUAUCAUUUUCUCAAAAUGUUUCAUUGUAAUUUUACAUUAAUGCCAAAAAAUAAUGUAAUUUCUUUUUAUGAAUUACUCGAUUAUAAUAAAAAAUAAAUAACGGUAGCUUUUAUAAAAACAAUUUUCACAAUAUAAUUUUAGAUUGCUGUCAAUAUUCAGAUAAUUUGUUUAGUCAUAGGUGUGACAUCCUAAAACGAUGAAUUAAAAUAUGGUUGUUUUCAUUUAUAGUAGACGUAUUGAAGGAAUGUUGCUUUUGAGAUUUUUAAACAUAUUUUUAUUUAUUUAUAUUUAUUUAAUUCAAGGGAAUGAGCAUUUUAAAACUGCCAGUUGGUAAAACUAAAACACAUUUUGUUAAGGAAAAUAUAUAAGAGACUGCCUUGAAGCCAUGAAAAGUAAACAAGUAGUGUAACACUAUCCUUUUAGACUUGAUACUAUAAGACCAGACAUAUAAGCCUAGAUUUAUGCAAAAUGCCUUUUUCAACACACAAUACAAUAAACACAGAUAAAUAUAAAUUUAAAAUCAAACUUACGCGUUUUUAAUAUAUGAAAUAAAGUCAAUGCAGCUCAAUGUUUGGAACACGAAGAGCUCUAUCUUAUUUUUAGAAACGGACGUUUAAUAUUUCAAAACUAAAAAAUUCCCACCAAACAUAUUUUUCUGUUGUGCGCACCAUCACAGUAAAAUAAUUUAAUUAUUAUUCCAGUUGAAAAAUAAAUUAAGUGAAUACAAAAUAGAAAGGGAGGGGAAAAAGUGAUUAAUAGUAAGUGAGUAUUUGAUUGAUUUCAUAUGGUGAUAUGGUGCAGAGAAUCUUGGUCAAUUUGUUUCAUUUCUUCACUCUCACUGGUGUAUUUGAGCAACAAAUUAGAGCCGCAAUGAAUGCAUCUUUUGUGCAAUCUUGUUUACUUUCGUUGUAAUUGGAAAAGAUUAGGGGUGAAUUGGUGUGUUUAAUAUCCUAACUUGUGAGGGCUAAGCUUAAAUGCAACUGUGGACCUGAAGGUUAUAAAGAUUUUGAUCCCACCUGAAGACAAUAAGUGAAGGGAUGAGACUUUCCUUUGAGUGUCAGGUUAACAAGGAAGUAUUUGACGAUAAUAAUAAUAUAGAGAAGUACUUUUAUUGACUUCAUUGAGAUAUUCUUAAAAAAUACAUUUCACUUUUUAAUUUAUAUGUACCGUUUGUUUAUUGUAUGGUAUAGUGUGCUGGUGAAGUCAUUUAGUUCAUAUGUCCGCUUAUUUUCAAGCCAUUACAACUCUUGUCACACUAUUUAUUUUAUUAAACAAUCAGCGCUGUUCCCGGAAAAAACAUAUUUUAGCUAGCUACAGUAGUUUUUUUCGUUCUUUAUUGGUUAUGUUUCCUGUUUUUAGGUAUAUAAACCACGUACUUUUCAGAGUUACAUGCUUUUACAUUUAAUUCCAAGCUAAUUUUAAUAUCACUUUCACAGAAUUUACCAGUCAACACAGAGGCUACAAUGAUGGUUGGCCUGAGUGCUGAAAAUAAAAACAAGAAUCGAUACAAGAAUAUUUGUACAUGUAUGUCAAAUUUCGUGAUGUAAACAUAGUAACACAACUGAAAUCCUCCAUAAAUGGAUGAAAAGGUUUUAUCAUCAAUGAUCUUAAGGGUUAUGAUUUUAAAGAAAUAGAGCUGAGAAGAUAUAAUAAAACAAUGAACAGUUCAGCUAUAGUAUACAAACACAGCAAUUUGUUUGGAGACACCAUGCAUGCCCAAAAGAAAAUCUGAAAGCUAGUUUUGAAUUUAAAAGGUGAAAGAAGGUGGAGAAAGUUGUUUUACAUCAUUGUCUACAGAAAAUUAAUGUUCGCUAUAUAGAUGAUAUAAUUGAUGCGUCGCGUUAUAGCUGUAUCAAUAUAUAAUUUAAUGGGCUAAAUUUAUACUAAAAAUAGCAAGAUGCCAAAGAUGCAGAGAUUUAAAGAGUCCUUGCCAUUUGCUUUGACACUGUAUUUAAAACUUAUAAUUAUAAGAAAGCCAUGAUAGAAGUAGGGUAAUCAUUUGUAGGAUAUAGGAUCACAUAGAGAAAAACAAUCCUAUGGAAACAAAGGGCAAACGAAUAAUAAAAAAAAAUUGAAAAGAUACAUAUCCCAUGCAUUUAAAGACGUGGCUCAUCAAAGUAACCCUUGGGCACUGCACUAUACUACUAAACGGAUGUGAUGUCACAACAAACAGAGCGAGCAUCGUCUACUGAAUACUGAGAGUUAUUAUCACUGAGGAGUGAGAGAGGUUAAAUAAGUAGAUGCAAUACUUCGAAAAUAUCUUCGAAUUGCCUCAGGAUUCAGCAUUGAUAAAUAUUCCUAAAAACAUUUUUUACUGAUGAGGUAAAAAGAGAUCAACUCAAUCAGACAAAUAGCUAGGCAGAAGUAGAGGACCAAAACUGCACACAGUCCAUACACUAUCGUUCACUAUGCAACGGAUAUUUCAUGGGAACACGUAUGAAAUCAUAUGACAACAAUGUCAAGAAUUUUCAAUGAAAAAAAAGGCCGAGUUUGUCACAUAAAAAUCAUCUCGUAAGUCACGAUUAAAAGUGUAAGAAAAAAACAUAAUUUGUAGAAAAUAUACGUGUGUAUUGGUUGAAGUAGCUUGAUAAUGUUUGUAGAAGGAAUUGCUAAACAACAAUAACAUUGACAGCCAUUGGAAAAACAACUUAAUGGAUGGCCUUGAUUUGGAACAAAUGAGAUUGGUGUAUUGAAUUUAUAUUUGAGUCAGCAAAAAUGGCAUUCCCAUUAACAUCCAAUAACCAGAUGAUAUUUAGCUGAAGCCUUAAGCAUCACUGGCCAUCCGAGAAUUGUCGUAUAUAAAGACGAUUGUUUUUUGUUUCUUUUUAAAUUCUGCAUUAGAACUGCUGACAUUUUUAUCCACAAUGUUGCUUGGGAAGUUUUUAUCUCAACCUUCUUUGAUACAGAUGUGAUUUCUCUAUUCCUUGUCUAGCAAUGGAGCCUUUAUUUUUAAGCUUAAUCUAGAUUGUGUGAGUCAUAUUUAUGAAUAAUAAUGAAAUAUGGAAUAAAGUUUUUAUGUUAAAUUAUUAUUAUAAUGCCUGUAUGUAGAACCAUAUACAUUUGAAUUGAUUAUUUCCACUUUUAUUAUAUAUUUAAAUCUAUGUUAACAUUUUUUUUUCUCAAAUUUUUAACACUUUUAUCCUAUUUUGUGGACAACGAUACAAUAGUAUUUAUUACGUACUAAGUAUUAUUCCUAUUACUAUAUACACAGACGACCAUUCGCGCGUCCACUUGGAAGCUGAUUCAACGAAGAAGCACGGAGACUACAUAAAUGCUUCUUAUUUAAAAGUAAAGAUUAUUUUUGAAGGGAUUAGAAGUGCCAAAUUACCACGAAAUAUCUAGUUAUUUGUAAAUCUAUUUGAACAAUCAGACAGGCAUUCUAAGGGUGCAGUUUCAUAUUAGCAAGUUUUUGCCAGGAUAAUUUUUUAAGACUUGUUAAAUAUGAAUAUUGUUACUUUAAAAAAAAAAAGACCUGAAUGUAAAUAUUAAAACUCCUCAUCAAUUGAUUAUUUUUUUUAAAUUAUGAGUUCUCUGGUUUCUCACCAAGACGUUUGGUUGUGCAUGAAUAUUAUUUUUUCAAGGUCCUUUUCUUUUUUUACUCGCUGUUAUAUGAACUUAAGUAAUUCCCGCAUUUAUUUAUACUUAAUUUAUUUGAUUGAUUAAUUAAAACAAUAAUAUUUCUUAGACAUCUAUAUUUAUUUAAUAACAUUAAGUUAAAUGAUGUUUGUUUAAAUUGUCUUCUUACAGGGAUAUAAGGGAGAGAAGUUUAUUGCUUCUCAAGGUAGGGGAAAUAUUAAUUACGUCAGUAUUUUAUUUCUUGAUAGAAUAUUUUUAAAAAUUAAACAUAACAUGAAUAAUUAAAGGAUGAAUUGUAGUGUUGAAAUGCGUAUAUUUUUGAAGGCAUACUUUGAAAAAAAAAUAAUGUUUAAAUUAACUAUAUAAAUGUGUUUUCUCUUAUCUCAUUAGGACCAAACAAGAUUAUAUUGAAUGACUUCAUUAGAAUGAUUUGGGAGCAAAAAAUUGAAAAAGUUGUCAUGUUGACCAAUCUUAUUGAAGAUGGAAAAGUAAGCUUUGUUUUUAUCGCUAUAGUAUUUUAAAUUAACGAAAUCUUAUUCAAACAACAUUCCAGGACAUGACUUCUUAACCUUCAUUAAACUAAACGCAUAUGGACAAAUGGAACAAUUCUUUUAGCAACACAUUUUAAAAAAAAAAAAUUAUUUCAAAUAGGCUGUGGAGUUAAAACAAGAUCAAUGAACCUUGUACAAGAACUUAUUUAAGUGCCGAGUCUAGACGAAUAGAGUAACUUUUAAUAGUGCUUACAUUAUCACUAAAAAUGAAAAAAUGGAAACACAUUCUAUUAGACAGUAUGGAGAAACUAGCGAUUAUUUCUCAGAAUAUAUGUCCGUGAUAAUUUAAUAAUUGCAUUUUAAUAUAUUUCUUUGGAUUUGUAUUAAGGGAACAUGAGGGUAAAAAACAUAAAAGUAUGAGUGUAAUUAAAAUAAUUAUACAAUAUGUUGAGUUAUAAAUAUAUGAUUUAGUGCCUAACAGACUUGCAUUUAGUAAUUAAAAACCAACAAAUGCAUAUUUAUAAGAUAUCUGUAAAUUAGUUUUAAAAAGAUUUAAAUAUGCCUGACAUGUUUAUGUGUUUAGGUAAGUCGACACCAUAACAUUACAUCCAUGAAAAACCACAUAGAUGCCACAUAUUAACACAAAACUAGGCUCUUUGCAUAUAUGAAGUCCCUUAACUUCAGGGUGCUCGUCCCAACGAAUGAAAUUGAAAUUGACAAGCCACAAUUAUUUCGCCUAAGGGAGGUUGAGUCCUGAAGGUUGCCCCGCACUGAACAAAAACGGCAAUAAUACUUACAUUUUUGAUUCAACUAUUUCACAGCGAGCUAGCGAAGCUAGUUUUCUAGCAAUAUUUUAAUUAAACAGAGUUGUAUGAGAGUACAAUUAAUUUUGUACCGCAGAGAAAGGAUAUUCAUUUAAAACUUAAAACACAGCCACUAUUAUAGAAUCAAAUUUGUGACCGAAAAAAUCUCGAAUCCUCAGCCAAAUUUAUGUUGUUUCGUAUAUUUUAUAUUUUCAAGAGUAUUCCAAGAAAGUCAUUUAAUUAUUCAUUUUCUAUCAUCCAAAUACUUGUUUUACAACAUUGAUCUUAACAAGUCCAAGUGUGAUCCAUAUUGGCCAGAUGAAGGUGAGACGACAUUUGGAGAAAUAAGAGUGAGACUUGCUGCUACACAGGUGUUUGCUGAUUAUAUUAUAAGGCGUCUUCAACUUUACAUGGUAAGCUUAUAUGUGACGCUUAGGUAUUUAUUUUAUCAUAAAGAAUACAAAGAUUUACUUUGUAAAGGCUCUAUUUGUAUUGUUUAGUAAGCCGACACAAAAUAUUUCCAAUUAUAUAUUUUUUUUUAUUUAACUUCAAAUAUUUAGACCAAAAAAAAAAAAAAAAAAAAAAGAAAAAUAUAAAUUAUUUGUUUUAAAAAUCCUUGAUGCUUUUUAACGAUUUGUGUUAUGUACCUCCUUAAUCUUAACAUUAAAGAUGAAAAAAAAAAUUUAAAACUAAUAUUAACAAUGUAUUGUUAUAUCAGCAAAUAUAUAUGCAAUAAUGUUAUAUAUCAUAUUAUAUAUCAUAUUAUAUAUACAUAUAUAACGGUGUAAAUUAGCGAGUGGCUUUGUUUGUUUGUUUGUUCCAGCAAGGAUUUUAUGUGGAGUGAUGGCUAUUGAACAAACUAGGCACAUAUAUCCAUCAUGUUCAUCAGAGUUUUUUUUAUUAUAUGAGCUAUAUAAAUAAACUUGUUAACAAAUACUCCUACAUGAAUUAAUGGAUAUUGACCAAACUUAGUAUCCAUACACUUGAUUAUCCACAUUCAAACACAGAAGGGUACUAAACUCAUAAUAUCUAUUCCACUGGGGCUGAGGCCUCAUUUCAUUUUUCCUUACAUACGCUUUAUAAAUAUUAAAAGGCUUAGAAAUCACGAUAUGUUCUAUGUGAGAUGAUGGAUCUAGCCUAGCUCGGUAGUAAUAUAUUUUAUAUUCCUUUUUUGACAUAUAUUGCUACAUCUACAGUGAUUCCCAAUCCAUUCAGUGUUGGUCUAAAAAGUUCGAUAAUUUAAAAAGGCGUUAUUAAAGCUUUUUUAAACCGAUUUAAAUGGGACAAAUGUUAAAUAUUAGAAUUAUUAUUUAUCUGACUUUUAUUUAUAAACCCCAUAUCUCAGGCAAAGCUAAAUCGGUACAGUUAUGGGAUCGGGAUCUCAAUGGGUUCGGUAUACCGACGGAAUCUAAAACUCGUCGUAAUCGUGAUCCCCCUAGGUUCAGGUCAACCGGGAUAGGGACCCAAAAGGGUUCAAAAUACUGACGGGAUGGUACCCACGGGGAUCGGGAUCAGACCAGGAUCGGAAUUCACACGGGAUCGGGAUCCCAACGGAAUGUCACAAAAAAUAUAAUAUUUUUUUUUUAAAUAGGAGACAGAUUUAUUACUAAAUUGUUGUUAUUAGAGCGGAAUGUUUUUCCUCGUGCUUACACUUAAUACUAGGUUGUAGCAGUUCCUAUGUUCCGAAUAAAAUGCCGGGUAUAUCGGCAAGUAUAUAUAUAUAUAUAUAUAUAAAUAUAUAAAUGAGCACCAUUUAAGGAAAUCAUUUUCAAAUGCUCGGAUGCUUACAAACAAUGCAAAUUUUAUAUGUUUACGUAAAUCGAAUACAAAAUAAUAUGAAUUUAUUAUGGGUAAAUGUGUAUAUGUAAUAAAUUAUUAUUUUAAAUUACACACACAUAAAAAAAAAAUUAAAUAAUUGUCUUAUAAUAUUUUCUGAAUCAUAGAGAUGACAUAUUCCUUUUAUCAUCAAACAAUUAUCCUCUAUGACUAACUCUGUAUUUCUAAAUUAUUGUUAUUUAUUUUAAGCAUAUUUGUUCUUGAGGACUCAUAAAACUUUGUGUAUUUUUUAAAUUUUUAAAAUAAAUAAUAGCGACAUCAAAUUAAAACAUAUGUUAAUUUGCCAAAUGACUUCAAACAAUGUUAUAUUAAAAUGUUUCCCUUGAACUAAAGUCCAAUGAAAAUUAGAAUUUUCUGAUAAGAAAUAAAAUUUGCCCUGCCAACAAGUCAUUAAAAAUCAAUAAAAACAAAUUUCUCGUAUAAAUCUUAGUUUCACUUCUGCUUGCUUUCAUGAAAUUGUAUUUUUCUUAUCAUAUGUUAAGAAGCCGUUAUGUAAAUGGGUAAAUUUUAAGCGAAAACACGUUUAAUUUCCUUAACUUUUCUCUAAAAGCAAUAUACUAGCUUUUAUUUGAAUUGCAUAACCAAAAUACGUCACAAAUACAAAGCGAAUAGCAUCAGCUACACAAUUAAUCUCCCCACCAAAACACGCACCUUUUGAACAUAUCAUUAUGAAAAACAGCAAUACCUUUUUUUUAGUUUUGGGCUGGGGCUGGAUAGUAGACAGAAUGUGUUGUCAUCCGUAAUUAGUCUAUUGACCAGGACAUGAAAAAAAUUAUUAUAGUUAAGGGAUUACUUCGGGCUUAAAAUACCGUUAAUGUUUAAAUUAGCGAUUUUUCAUAACUAUUGUGAGGGGGUUGAUUUUGUUUUCCCCACCGAUCAAAAGGUAUACCUUAGAAUCGCGGAGUGCAUUUGAUAAAAUAAUUAACCUUCUUUGGGAAACAUAUUUCAGGGAAGGAAAGAGUGUGUGUUACAUUUUUAUGCGGCUGGCAUUAUCUUUAAAUGGCAUGGUAGGGCAGUCUAGAAAAUGACGUUUAAGAUUUCAAUUUAAAAUCUUUAAAUAUAUGUACAACUGAAUGGCGUUGAGACAUGUUGGUCACAUUUGGAGAGGUAUAAUCAUUUUUCAAACCUAUUGUAAUUUUAAAAAGAGUAGGAGUGGAAAAUGGUUUAUUUGAAACUGAGACGGUGAACAUUUAAUAACGUUUGAGGUGAGGGGCGGGCAAGCAUCAACAAGGAUACACUGAAUGUUUAAUAUAAACAAAUGUAUAGUAAGUAUUUUGUGAGGAAAAAAGGUACAUUUUACGUGUGAAAUAAAAGGGGUGCGAACAUGCGAAUAAUAAUAUCUAAAAAUUCAAAUUAAUUAGUGUAUGGAAGUGAAUAUUUAAUUUUAGAAAACAAAAUGGACAAAUAUUUUUUCCCCUAGAGUUGCAUUUAAGGUACUUGAACAUUUAGGGGUAACUUUACUUUAGAAAUAAGGAUAAACUCGUUUUUUUUCCAUUUGCUAAAUAAAAUUUAUAUCAUUGAAAGGAAUGAGUACUUUUUAUGAAGAAAACUAAUUCACAAUAAUACAAGUUAGAUAUGGACGGAAAAUUAGUUAAGCUAUUUUUCCUUACACACAAAAAAUUAUGUGUUGAAUUUUUCGAACAUUUAUUUUAGGUAAAUUUGCUAAAAGGUGGGCAAUGUUUAAAUUAAGAUUUUAAUAAAUAAAUGAGUUACUUUUACAUAUGUUUAAAAUUGUAUUUAGCUUCUUUCUCAAAAUGUAAAAGCAAAUAUAUUUCUAACAUUUAGAACAUUUUCUCCGUGCAGUCAACUGUGUUUAAAGAGUUGACUUGACAUAUUUUAUACAAUGGAUAAACAAUUCUUAAAAACCAAUAAUGAUAUGAACUUACAAUAAAUUGAUAGAAGAGUCUUGAAAGUAAAGUAAGAUUGAUUUACUAUUUCCUAAAUAUGCAUUUCAAGGUUUGAAAAGAUACUUAAUUUAUUUUUUUUGAGCAUACAAAACAUCAAAAUCCAAUUUAGUUACAAAUAAACAUGAUUUGUAUAUUAUAUGAUGAGGCGUUGCAAUAGGACGUGCAAAGAGGCAAAAUAUUUCUUCCUUUAUUAACCAGGUAACAUCGGGUCAUAUCUCCUAUAUGAAGCAAUACUAUGCUAAAUUAACAAUUGAAUUAACUAACGCAGGACUCCCAGCCAAUGCAUCCAGUGACCCAGUUUCACUUCACAUCCUGGCCAGACAAGGGUGUACCAGAAAACCCCUGGGCUCUAGUGGACUUUGAACAAAGAGUAGCGGCUACUGCAACCAAAAGGCCCAUUGUUGUUCACUGCAGGUGAGUAAACAUAAUUAUUAAUUAAUUUCACAUAACCUUAUGACUUAUCUGAGAUGAAUCUUGGAAAAAACUAAACUACUUAGGGACAAAAAUAGUAUAAUUUUUAAGGAAAAAAAUGAAAAUUUAAAAGAAAUUUCUUUUUGGAUCAAAAUCAUUAUAAAAAAUAAUUAUGUGUAAUGUUUAUAAAGGUGACAACGAAAUUUUAUCAAAAGCAUGGUCAAAUAACGGUUAUUUUAAUUGUUGAGACAAUCAUUUUAAAGUUCAAAAAUAUUUUAGCCCUCAAAGUCUCACUUUUUCCAAACAAUUUUAUUUUACUAUUUCUAAAAUUGUAUUGCAAAUAAUAUAAAUUAAGCUAUGUCUUUGUCAGUGCUGGUGUUGGCCGUACAGGAACAUUCAUAGCUCUACGUAACGUAAUGAGAGAAGCUGAGGAUACACAACAGAUGGAUUUUUUCAAUACCGUGGCCAAACUCAGGCAGGACAGGACGAUGAUGAUACAGACAGCUGUGAGAUAUUUAAUAUUCCUAUUCUUUAUUAGUCGUAUGUACCAAUUCACCAUUGGGCGUUAUUAAUUGUUUCGCAUGAAGCUUAAUAUACACUAAAUAUGUUUUAAAAAUAAAAAAAAUGAAUAGCAGAUAAUCUGGCUGAUUGAAAAAUAUAUUAUUUUGAUACUAGAAUGUUUAAAGAACCGAAAGAUAAAUUUCCUGCUUUUUCGCAAAAUGUAAAUGAAAUAUAAGCGCCAUUCAUAUAAAAUUAAAUAAUAUUAAAUAUAAACGAUCCAUUUUUGGAAGGCUAAUUAAUUGUCUGAACUGUCUAAUAUAAACAAUUUGGAAGAUUCUGAAAUUGAUUUGUUAUAAGAUAUGCAUCUUAAGUAUCUUACUUCAAAAUAAAUAGCAGAAUAAAAUUUAGAAAUAUAGUUAUAGUUUUUCUGGACAAGAUGAUAAUACUAUUUCAGGAACAAUAUGUGUUCUUGCACGAGGCUGCCAAGGUUGCCAUGACCUGUAUAAAUACAACUAUAACAUCCAAUAAUAUUACAGACAGGGUUCGCCAAUUAGAGAAAAAGUCCAUCUCUGGAAAAACUGAAAUGGAAAUAGAGUUCGAUGUAAGUUUUAUUGAUUAAAAUUAUGGAUGAUAAGGGUUUGCAGUGACAAUUUCUAAAAACAAAAUGUCAAUUUUAACAUUUAAAUAUGAACUUUAACAUUUGUCUUUAAUAAGUUAUUUUAUGUUUAAUAUUACCGUUGUGAGAAUUCUCUUGCAUUGUUAUGCAUUUUAAAAAAAUAUCAAUAUCUAAAAUCCAUUAUCAGAUUCAAGUGUCAAGAAAUUAUUUUUAAUUUGUGAACCAUUUUAGUUUAAGCUUUGAAAUUUAAACAUGCUCCAGUCAAAAUUUUACAUCUGCAAGUUUUUUAGUCAUAUAUAGGCUUCAGUCAAUAUAGCAUAGUUGCCAUGUUUGCGUUAUAUAUAGGCAGUAUGCAGUGUGUGUCUGGAGGAAAGUCAGUUUACAGAUGAAGAAGGUUCAGCUGGAAUUAUGUACCAAAACAGUCGAACUGUCUCCAAUAAACUCAAAAACAGAUUUGGUAACAUAUUGCCAAGUAAGUCUGUCAAUUCAUUCUUUAAAUCACAUACACUCAUAUACAAACGAUCUAAAAGCAACCAUAUCUUUCUAGCUUAUAAAAAUAUACCUGUUAACUUAUAUAAAAUGGGAAAAUGGUGUAAUACAUUUCCAUAAUGGUAAUUGCAUUUAUUGUAUUUUCCAUUAGAGGAAAAUUACAGACCUGUACUUAUGUGUGAGUCCAGUGACAUGGGAGAUUACAUCAAUGCUGUGCUAACACCGGUAAUUUGAGAUAAAUGUUUCAAAGUUUAUUGUCCUUCACUGACUUCUGUCAUAAAUAAUUAAUUAAAAUUUAAAGAAAGGUUCAAUCAAUUCUAAAAUGUGUCCUGUUUUAGUCUUUUAAUAUAAAUGCUUUGAGCAAUGUAUUCCAAUAUUUAUCUUCAAUUGUACAGCUCAAGUAUUAAAUAAUAAUUACAGUUUAUUUCCUCACAUUUUUCAGAGUUUCAGACAAAGGAAUCAAGACAUCAUCACACAACUUCCACUCCCAACAACAGUGGUGGACUUCUGGCGUCUCAUUACUCAAUUGAAAAUUUCGUUAGUUGUUGCAUUUGAGGAGCAGUUACAGGCCACAGAUUCAGUAAUAAGAAUUAGAAUGUUACAAUUUAUUUACGUCCAUUGAUCUGCUUAUAUAUGUUUAUAUUAUUAGCCUUGUGUUAUUCAUUAAAUUCACUUUAAAAAAUUAAAUACCUUUUCGUUUCAGUGUAAAAACUUAAUUUCAAGGAAUUUUUUUUUUUUUUAAUUUUAAAAAGCAAACGUCCACCCCAAAUGUUCACAUACUAUUUAUUAUUAUACAAGUAGCCUAAUCAAAUAAGUCCUCUCAGCUCUUAAACAAAACAAAAACAAUACAAAUAAUACAAACAAAUCUAAAUGGCUUAAAUUAAUGUUUUAUACAUUAAUUAUGAAAUAAAGUUCCUCUUAUUUAAACUUUCUCUACCGAUUUUGAUGUUUCUUCUCCAACGACAUGUUCUAAUCAUCCACUGUGAACCCUUGCCACGGGUCUCUUUUUACUACUAUAAGCGUGACUCGGCUCCAUGGUUGACUAAAAUGUAAUUAAAUGCAAUUGUUUGGAGUUAUAUGUACCAAGGAAACACAUUAUUUAUUAAUGUCAACCCUGAUCUUGUACGAAUUCUACAAGUUCCCAUCAUAUACCAAAUAAACUAUUAACAUAAUCAAAUCUAGAUCUUUAAACUUAAUCUACUGCUGUAUCUUAUUAUCCAUGUAGUUUUAGUGGCUAUACUCUAGAUGUCCAAAUUCUAAUCACUUUCAUCCAUCGACAAUAAUUGUAUUGAUCUCUGUUGAAACCUUUUGUAUGCUAGAAACUAUCUUAAAAGUUUCUUUGCAUUGCUCUAUUCUGAUUACCAUUUAGACAAUAGGCGAGUAUCUGCCAACCAGUGACAAAGAAAAAACCAGUUUCCCUCCAUUUCAAGUUUGCAUGGGAACAUUGCAUCAAGGCUCUCACUGGGAAGAGAGGAAGUUGAUUGUUACUGGAUCACAGGUAGAUUAUAAAAAAUUAAUAUAAUUCAAUAUAUUCUGCUGACAUAAUGACAUUUUAAAAUACCCCUUAAUACGGAAUGGUGCUUAGAGCUAUAAAUAACAAAUAUGAAUAAGGUUAAAUAUAUUGCUUAAGAGGGUCGUGAGGAACAAAAGCUGAACUCGGCGCCAGUAUUUCUUUCAGGCAAGCUCUCCGGGAGGGGGGCAUAUUGAAGGUUGUAGUCUCGUGGUGGAAGACGGUGAGUCUCCAGUGAUGUUAGAAGGUGGUUCUCUCAUGGUGGGAGUGGAUGAGUUGCAGUGGUGUUAGAAGGUGGCUCUUUCGUGGCGGGGCAGGGUGGGAUUUCGUUGGUGGGGGAGAAUUUCUACUUUUUUUCUGUGAGUGAGAAGUGGGGGAUAUAUUCAUGAUUUGUUCAAAUGCCUGCAUGUUGCAAGUUAAAUAUUACUUGUGCAGCCAUUGCCAUUUGAUUUAUAUUUUUAUAUGACGUAUUUUAGAUUUGACUUUUUUUUUUUUUGGUUGGUCGUUUGUAUGAGUUUUUGCUUGUAAAGGAGUUGCAGAAAAAUUGUGGAAGUAAGAAGGCACGCUGUUUAGGAAUUAAAAUCAUGUGUAAACUUAGCAUUGGAUUUGUUUACUAAUGACCCGGAUACUUUUUGGCUUCGUCACCGCCACCUUGCAUUCAUUGUUAAUAUUUUAAAAAGUGUUCAUCUAACAGUUUUUAAGACCCUUAAUUAUCCAAAGCCAAUUGCAGCCGUAUCGGUUGCGGGGGAAAUACGAUGGCUCUGAGGUUUUAGGACACAAAGAUGUUUAAUUAGCAUCUCUUUUUACUUUGAUUUCCAAUUAAGUGUAGGGUGUCGGAAACUUAAAUUCAGGUAUGUAUUAAAUGCACUCUUGUAUUUUGAAAUAGUCAAAAGUUGUUUUUUUUUUUUUGGACUUUACAAAUUUAAAGGGAGAGAAUAAGCUGAGGCGAAAGCAUGUGAUAACAUCAAGAUGACGUCUUUCAAAUUUUAUUACAGUUAUAAACUCCUCCAUACAACGUCUCUCCCUAAUUUUGUGUAUUCAGCACAAAUUAUUCCCCUUUGACUGAUGGUUCGCGUGAAUCGCUCGAUAUAACAUCUGAGCAGGGUAUUGGACUACGCAAUAGAUCCCCCCCCCCCCAUCACCAACUUUUUGCCACUUGUGAUGCGUUGUUAGCCUGUGGAGAUCUUAUUACGUAUCUAAAUAUUAUUUCAAUAUAUCUCAGCUAGCACAUGAUAAGCAUUUAGUCAAUGACCAAUUAUAGUAAAUCAACUGUAAAUACAAAGAUAAAAUUUAGAGUUGUUCUUUCCAGAUCGUCAUAACAAAGUUAUUAAAUUAACCUUUUGAUUUCCGAAGCCGGCCAUAGCAUCAUUUUUGUUUCAUUCCUUUUGUUUCAAUACAUUGUUUUACCUUGUAUAAAGUUAUGUUAAAAUAUUUUAAAUGAGUGAUCAUUGUGAUCAGAAUGAAUUUCUUUAUUUUAUUGUAUUGUUUAUUUUAAUCGAUGUUUGACAUACGUCUCUAAACUGAGACAUGUGUUGGCCAUUUUGAGAUUUACUUAUCUAGACUUUAUCCCACAUUGAGAAUGAUGAUGGAGCCACUGGAUGUUUGUUAUCCAAAACUGUUUUUUGGAGAUUAAUACAUUGUUAAAUUCUUUAUUUUUUAAAUGAUUAAUUGUAUAAAUAUAUGAAAAAAUCAUUCGCCACACAUCACAGCUAGCCAUACUUGCUUAAACCGGUUAUAAUGAAGACGAAUAAGGCUAUCCACACAUGGUUAGAGAUAUACUUUAAGAUAUCUUUGGUCAUUAUUAUGGCUAAUUGUGGCGCUUCCUACCCGAAAAUCUGAAAGGCCCCUUAAAACUUUCGGAAAGAAACAUCGAAUUCAAUUAUGCGCUAAUAUGCAUGUUUGCAUUUUUAUUUUAUGACAGUCAUUGACAUCCUCAAUUUCUGUCCAAUUCCAUAAUUUUUCUUCACGCUGAUUAAUAUUACCAUACGGGAUUGUAUCUACUCCACAACCUGAGUGAAUUCAGUUGAGGUAUGACAUUGACGCCAUGAUGCCUCUCCCAUCGCUUACCAAAUGUAUUCCCUCCAUCGAAAGUCCAGGUAAAAUCCAUAAUUCACCUCCUGAUUUCGAAUAAACAAAAUAUUUCUGACGAGAAGACUCCUUAGACAUCUCAGCCAUCCGAGAGAAACCAUCACCGUCGAUUUCAGGCCUGCUACCCGAUAAAAAAAUCUCUAAUUUUGUUGACACUAUAUACACUGCCGAGAGGCGAAGCUAGUAUUCGGGUGGGCCAAUAUUUCAGAAUAAUUUCUCUUAUGAUACAAACGAAGCAGUUGUCUGGAAAUGACGCAAAUCCAUAUAAAGAAAAAACUGACACCUGGAUGGAUCAUCCCAUUCCCCUCAUUUUCUAUAACAUUGGCAGGGGCGUAGUGAGAGUGUUUGGUGCCAUGGCACAAGAAUUAAUUUUAACUCGCACUUCUUACUCUGAAAUCAAUCAUACUUAUCAUCAGCUAAAUACCAACAAAGCCCAUUUGGUGUCACCACUAGUCUUGCGCCCGGGUACGUUUUUCCCUCUUCCCUUCUUAUCUACGCCUCUUACCACUGGUACUGCUGACCCGAAAAUCUGUAAUUCCCCCGCUUCCGGAGGCAAGUGUUUAAAAGAAAAUGGCACUUCAGAGAUUAACACAUUUUUGUAUGACAAAUUUUUGUAUUAAUCUCUAAAGUGCCAUGAAAAAAUUAACUAUUUUAAGGUCUUCCGUUUUUAUUCCCAUCUUUUCCACGUUCCUAGUUCUCACUUAUAGGCAAAACUUUAGUUAUUUAUUAAAUUUCUCAACCAAAAUCUGAAAUCAAUAUAAAAGCUGGGUAUCUUAAUUUACAAAUUACUCUUUACAUUAAUUGUAUGCAAACAUCAUAUGCUUUAUUAAUUGUAUUUUCUUUAAUUGAAACUUUUAUAAAGGGCGCAGAAGAGCACAGCCUCAUUCAUCUCAGAUAUACAGAAAACACCACAGAUCCCAAGAAAUUGUUGUCAUUUCUCAAGCAUGCAAGGACAACUAACCCU